AGGCUAUAUCCAGAUACAGCUCAAACGGUCGCACAUUCGAAAGACUCAUGAUGGAGGAGGCCAUCAAAAAUGUCCUUCCCUUUCUCUCUGAAGAAACCAUGGUGGCACUGCAACAUCUCCUCACAGACCUUGGGGUGAGGACAGCCGAAGAUAUCGAUCUGCUCACAGCAGAGGAUUUAAGACCUGUCCUGCCAGUAGUGGACUGCAGAAGGCUGAUUUGUGCAUUUCAAAAAGAUGCACAGAAUACUUCAAGUGACAUGGCUUCAUCUGAACCUUCAUCUCCUGCUCCAGCUUGUGGUUUUCCUUGCACUAGUACCAGUUAUAAUAGUCCUGUCCAGAAUAGCUGCUGGGUAUCUGACUUUGUUGUUUGUUGGGACAAGAUGCAUACCCACCUUCGACGAUGCCUUGAGACAAGGAAAAGGCCAAAGCCCUCUGAUAGAAGGCACAUGCUGAGAAUUAUUGCCGAUGAUCUUAGAAAAGUCUGCCUGAAUCCCCCCUUCAAGCAAUGUGCUGAACUUGCCAAAAAAAUUGUGGAUGCCUACCCCGAAAGUUUUGAAGAUAGGACGGACGAAGGAGAGCGACUGGGAAAUGGGUACUUCACGUUAGGCAAACAGCUCCGUACACGCAUUGAGUUCCUAAACCGUGACAACAACCUGGUGCGCCUGAGAAAGUCUAAGAAACAGAAAACCACAGAAACAGAAGAGGUAAAAAAUGGAAACACCAAACCCAAAGUGUGCCAGAACGGAUAGUUAUGGUUGCGUGGCUUGGCAACCACAACAACUGCCACAGGGAGAAACAAGAGCGUCUCUCCUGGAGAAAAAAAGAGAGCUUUUGUCAAUUUUUUCACAUGAAGGCUCCAGAGCAGCAAAUCAGCGGAGAGUUGCUGAGCUAAUGUCUGAGACUUAUAUUUCACAGCGUAGCGACAUCAAUGGAUUUCCCCCUCCAAGUGUUUCAGAUAUCCAAACUAAUUGGCCAUUCCUGUUGAUGCCCUCAUUUUUACUACAACAUUUUAAGACAUUAACAGAGAUUGAGUUGGAAAAGCGGCUUCAGGAAGCACUCAAAACAAAGGGAAAAAGAUUGCUGAAUUUUUUUAAAUCCCAACUAAUGAAAUGGAGUGCUAGUGUCAAGACUGUCCUUUCCAGCCUCGAGGCACAGACUGAAACUAUUAACCCGGGGCUUGCAUCAAUUUUAGUAUUGAUGGCACAAUUCAAAGACCAGGAGGAUGCCAUUUUCCUCUUAGCCGAUGAAACUGCAACCAAAGCAGAUGUUGAAGCCCAGAUGACACUUCCAAGCACUCCAAGGCUCAUCAUGCUUGGCGACUCCAUUUUGGGGGCAAAGAAAUGGAUGCUGUCUGUUGAGGGAAAGGUUCUCCUGCACUCAGAGUUGGAUUUCCCAACCGCCCUGGCCGUCUUCUUCGGUUUGUUUUAUGUGCUCAAUAUGGAGUACCCAGUGGAAGCCGCUACAACUCUAGAAUUUAUCCAACGAUUUUUUGUCAGGAUAAACCCAGAGAACAGCAAAUGUGCUGCAAAGUACAUGAAAAGUAAAACAACCGGCAAGACCGUCCAGAAGAAAAACCACCCCCUUAAUCCACAUGUGGCCUCUCUGAUUUCCAGUUUUAUCGACUUUGAUUGGCAAAAUGAUUAAAAGGGAACUUCCACUCAAGCGGACAUUGAAGCCCUUGAUGCCCAAACCCCCACCCUCCCAACAGCCACCGCAUCUCAUAAUCACGUACACAAUCAACUUGGAAUUGUACUUAAGACUAAAUUUAACAUUUUACAGUACCCCCCUCUGCUAAAGUUGAGUAGUCCACCCCUGCUUCGGCCCUGCACCACUCCAGGAACAAACUCCGGCCCUUUGGAUUACUGCCCUCGUCUGGCCUCAGAGAUGGAAGUUAAAAAUGUCUGAGGCUUUUCCCUAGACACCACAGUUUUACCCCAAUGUGGAAAUGUGCCAUUAGACCCAGUACCAGGCCUAGAUUGAGUCUAUUCCCGGGGAGAUUGAUGUCGGGGUGUUUGAUGGUCUAUGAAUACCUUUUGGUUUGUUGAUGUAGGCCUAGAUUUCGGUUAGUGUUUAGUUACUGUUUGAUUUCAUCUUUGUAGUUAGUGCCAUGAUGGCAUCAGGGUUUGGGGUUUGUAAAGAUAUAAAAUAAAGAUAAAAUGUAGCAGUCUGUUCAGCCAGCAUGCCAUCAGACCUUUAGAAGCAAUGGUGGCUUGCAUGCACAUAAUGCACAUUGUGAUGCUAAAUAACCAAGUGGAAAACACAGCGAAAGAUCUGAAACCACAAGAACACGUCUGAAAGCACAAGAAGAGGAGAUAAAAAAAAAUGAAAAAUAAAUAAAUUGAAGAAAUUGAAUAGAUGAACACACUAUGAAUUGGUAGUGAAGUUGUUGUUUUAUGACAAAGGGCAGGUACAGAGGUAUUGCAUCAGGCUCGUUUGGUGUAACCUUCUGAGUGCUGUUGCUUUGUUGUGUGUUUGUGUGUGUGUGUGUUCAGUUUUAACAGUUUUCCACUGAAGUUUAAUUUCAGCAUUUUGCUAUGUUGUACUUGUUGAUUUUGUUUGAAAUAUUUCUGUUCUCACAUACCUUAACAAACACUUGAUUUUGUUAAAUAAA
Messenger RNA from Alosa alosa (allis shad), 2611 nucleotides. RefSeq lists its product as uncharacterized. Bases 712 to 1644 code for a protein of 310 amino acids. Lineage: Eukaryota; Metazoa; Chordata; Actinopteri; Clupeiformes; Clupeidae. The transcript is spliced from 7 exons. The record is from RefSeq and is a predicted model, not a curated record.